Molecule: messenger RNA, 1479 nt
Organism: Cynara cardunculus var. scolymus (artichoke)
Lineage: Eukaryota; Viridiplantae; Streptophyta; Magnoliopsida; Asterales; Asteraceae
Product: geraniol 8-hydroxylase-like
Exons: 2
Coding region: 1-1479 (492 amino acids)
Molecular function (GO): iron ion binding; heme binding; oxidoreductase activity, acting on paired donors, with incorporation or reduction of molecular oxygen
Source: RefSeq, a predicted model, not a curated record
AUGGAGCUUCUAUUUCUUCUUCUAUCUUCCUUUCUCUUCAUUCUCUUCCUCCUCCAUGCCCUUGACCGUCAUCGGAGAAGAAGAUUACCUCCGGGACCCUCCGGCCUCCCCAUUAUCGGAAACCUCCUUGACCUUGGACCAAAUCCCCAUGAAUCCCUAGCCAAACUCUCACAGAAACACGGUCCACUUAUGACCAUCCGAUUGGGCAGCAUCACCACCGUGGUGGUAUCCUCACCGGAGGCCGCCAGAGAAAUCCUCCAACGCAACGACGAAGCCUGCUCCGGCCGUGUUGUUCCAGACGCUGUCACCGCCUUAGAACACCAUGACGUGGCGGUUCUGUGGAUCUCAGCAAAUGAAGAAUGGCGGACCAUCAGAAAAGCCCUCAACACAUACCUCACCCACCAACACAAACUCGACACCCUUUGCGGCCUUCGUCAGAGCGUGGUCGAUGAGAUGCUGGAGUUCCUUCGGGAGUCUGGCCGGAAAAAGGAGGUGGUGGAUGUCGGAAAGUUGGCAUUUGCGGUGGCACUCAACCAGAUGUCAAAUACAAUUCUUUCACAGAAUGUGACUAGAUAUGAUUCCGAUGAUAUCGGAGGGUUUAAGGAAGCUGUAAGGACAUUAAUGGUGGUGGACGGAAAGUUUAACAUAGCAGAUAUAUUUCCGGUGCUGAAGCCAUUGGAUCCUCAGAACAUCCGGCGGCAGGCGAAGGCGGCGUAUGGUUGGUUUGAUAAAGUGAUAGAUGGGUUUAUAAACGAGAGGUUAAAGCAUCGAGAAUCGAAGCUUCCAAGAUUUGGUGAUAUGUUGGAUUCAAUGCUGGAUUGCAGUGAAGAUAAAGAAGAUGGUUUCAAUCGCAGACACAUCAAAGCGUUGCUUGUGGAUCUAUUUCUAGCAGGAACAGAAACAAGUGCAAACUCAACAGAAUGGGCAAUGACCGAAUUGUUGCUUAACCCUCAUAUGUUCUCAAGGGUCCGCCAAGAAGUCUCCACGAUAGUGGGGAAAGAUGGAAAUAUUGAAGAAGCCAAAGUCAUCAACUUGCCUUAUCUACAAGCUGUUAUCAAAGAAACGAUGCGACUUCAUUUUUCCGUUCCUCUGUUAGUGCCUCACAAAACAGAGACUGAUGUUAAAAUCGGUGAAUACGUUCUCCCAAAAAACACCCAAAUUAUGGUGAACGCAUGGGCCAUGGCACGUGACCCAAGGUACUGGGAAAACCCGUUGACGUUUAUGCCUGAGAGGUUCUUGGAAAACAAGAUUGAUUACAGGGGACAACAUUUUGAGUUUAUACCAUUUGGAUCGGGACGAAGGAUGUGUCCCGGAAUUGCCUUAGCUCGUAGGGUGGUGAGUUUAAUGGUGGCAUCCUUUGUUUAUCAUUUUGAUUGGAAGCUUCCACACGCUAACGAAGAAAUCGACAUGAAUUGCAUAUUUGGAAUUACAUUGCUUAGGGCAACACCUCUGGUUGCUACUCCGAUACCCAUCAAGUAA